This is a messenger RNA of Microdochium trichocladiopsis, 822 nucleotides long. Its product is annotated as NADP-dependent L-serine/L-allo-threonine dehydrogenase ydfG. The transcript has 4 exons. The record is from RefSeq and is a predicted model, not a curated record. Gene Ontology annotation, molecular function: oxidoreductase activity. The coding region runs from base 1 to 822 and encodes 273 amino acids. Gene Ontology annotation, cellular component: cytosol. Lineage: Eukaryota; Fungi; Ascomycota; Sordariomycetes; Xylariales; Microdochiaceae.
AUGGCGACCUCCGCAGUGGCAAAGCGCCUCGAGGGCAAGACCAUCGUGGUCACCGGCGCCUCGUCAGGCAUCGGCCGCAGCACCGCGUUCGAGUUUGCCCGCACGAGCCCCAAGAACCUCAAGCUCGUGCUCACGGCGCGCCGCAAGGACGUGCUCGACCAGAUCGCCAAGGACAUCAAUGCCGAGGUCGGCGACGGCGUCAAGGUCCUGCCCGUCCAGCUCGACGUCAGCAAGCCGGACCAGGUCCGCGGGUUCGUCGAGAGCCUGCCGGAGGAGUUUAGGGAGAUCGAUGUGCUGGUCAACAAUGCCGGCCUAGUCAAGGGCAUCGCCCGCGCUCCCGAGAUUGCCGAGGACGACAUGCAGAUCAUGUUCGACACCAACGUGACCGGCUUGGUCAACAUGACCCAGGCCGUGCUCCCCGUGUACCUGAAGCGCGGCGGCGGCGUUGGCAGCGGCGACAUCAUCAACGUCGGCAGCAUUGCGGGCCGCGAGGCCUACGUCGGCGGGAGCAUCUACUGCGCCACAAAGGCUGCCGUGCGCAGCUUCAACGAGAGCUUGAGGAAGGAGCUCGUGCACACGAGGAUCCGGGUCAUGGAGAUUGACCCUGGCCAGGUCGAGACUGAGUUUUCCGUCGUCCGGUUUUACGGCGACAAGAGCAAGGCCGACGCUGUCUACGCCGGCUGCGACCCGCUUACCCCCGACGACAUUGCCGAGGUCAUCGUUUUCGCGGCCGGAAGACGUGAGAACGUCGUCAUUGCAGACACGCUGAUUCUGCCCUCGCACCAGGGCAGCGCGACCGUCAUGCACAAGAAGAGCACCUAG